Molecule: messenger RNA, 570 nt
Organism: Pseudogymnoascus verrucosus
Lineage: Eukaryota; Fungi; Ascomycota; Leotiomycetes; Thelebolales; Thelebolaceae
Exons: 2
Coding region: 1-570 (189 amino acids)
Source: RefSeq, a predicted model, not a curated record
AUGUGUUACCGUCUCGUCGAGCGCUACUCCGUCUGCCGCUGUGUCUACUACGAGCACAGCAUCGACAUGUGCGCCGCCGCCAACCAGCAAGGCCACCGCAUACAAGAGAAGACCAUUCUCGUCGGCUACCUACUCUGGCUACGCCAGCCGCGACUCCCACCACCGCUCGCCGCGUCACCACCGCAGAUGAUGGGUCCUGUCUUCCGUAGCCGGCGCGGCCGCCUGGCGCUCCUCCCCCCUCGCGCUGUUCGAGCUCAAAGCCUGGGCCGUCUACCUCUUCUCCUUCCGUCGUCGACACUCCAGCGUGCCGCCCUCGGGCCUGACGCGCUUGUUUGCCCCGCACCACGUGCCGGCUUCUAUGCCGUAGUCAUGAGUGUUGCUGGCGUGUCGACGGUGGGGUGGAUGGUACGAUGGAUGGCCUAUUUCUUUGCUGCCCGAGUUCUCCUUUCAGAAGUCCUAUUAUGGAUGGCGCCGCCGCCAGGUUCGCCGACUACAGAAGACAUACAUGGAAUGUUACGCAUCGAGACGAAACACGUUAGAGACGAAACGCAAAACAACGCGCAUGAGUAG